AUGGUUGAUACACUGAUAAGAACAAUGGGCAAUGAUAAUGAUGAUUGGAAAGGUGCUGUUGAUAAAGGAGAAUUUGAUAAACGACUUGAACAUCAAGACCAAGAUCGUAAAGCUAAGCAAUUCACAUCGAACUUCGUUCAUGGUGUAGAAGUAUACCCGGGCAUUCAGAUUAAAAUGGGUCUACGCCGAACUGGAACUUAA
Molecule: messenger RNA, 201 nt
Organism: Rotaria socialis
Lineage: Eukaryota; Metazoa; Rotifera; Eurotatoria; Philodinida; Philodinidae
Source: the annotation of a GenBank genome assembly